Messenger RNA from Aureococcus anophagefferens, 1014 nucleotides. RefSeq lists its product as hypothetical. The coding region runs from base 1 to 1014 and encodes 337 amino acids. Gene Ontology annotation, molecular function: DNA binding. Lineage: Eukaryota; Pelagophyceae; Pelagomonadales; Pelagomonadaceae. The record is from RefSeq and is a predicted model, not a curated record. The transcript has a single exon.
AUGAGCAAGCGCGCCGCGGCGAUGACGACGCCGACGAGGAAGCCGGCGGCCAAGCGUCGCAAGGCGCCGGCCGCCUCGCCGAGCAAGAAGGUGCUCGCGCCGGGCCCGCUCCUCGGCGCCGACGAGCCGCUCUUCGCGCUCGGCGAGCCCGGCGCGCUCGCGCUCGUGCCGUGCACGGUGCUGCGCCGGCCGUCCGCGCGGAACCGGAGCCCCUACGUCGCCGACGUGGAGCUCGCCGACGGCCGCGUCGCUUUGUGCCACGUGCCGUCGCUGGGCCUCGGCGGCAAGGCCGACGCGGGCGCGCGCGUGCUCGUGAAGCCCGCGGUGGACAAGAAGACGGGCGGCCCGCUCGGCGCCGACGCCGUGAGCCCGAAAUACGGCACGCCCAAGUGCGAGUUCAUCUGCCAGCUCGCGGAGCUCGAGGGCGGCGGCUACGUCGGCGCGCACCCGUCCAUCGGCGAGUCCGCGGCGAACGCGCUGCUCGCGCGGACGAACCUGCUCGGCGACGUCUGGGACGGGGACCGCGGCGCCGCGGAGAUCCGGCGCGAGGUCGUGGCGCCCUUCGGCGCCGACAUGCGCGCGGACUUCGUCGUGUCCGGCGGCGCCAAGGACGCCGUCGUCGAGGUCAAGACCGUCGUCGACAGCGACUUCGACGUCGGCUUCGGGGACGGCACGAGCGGCGGGCCCCGCGCGGCCAUCUUCCCCUGGGGCAACAGCAACCAGAAGGGCCCGGACGGCGAGAAGGUCGUCUCCGCGCGCGCCAUCAAGCACGUCGACGCGCUCGCGGACAUCGCGCGGUCCGGCGACGGCGCCGCGGCCGUGCUCUUCGUCGCCGUACGCGACUGCGCGGUCUUCAAGCCCAACGCCGAGGCCUGCCCGUCCUUCGCCGCGCACCUCCGCGCGGCGUCGCGGGCCGGCGUCGCGGUCCUCGCGCGGAAGCUGCGCUGGGACGUCGCCGACGGCGUCGCGCGCGCCUACGACGCCGGGCCCGUGCCCGUGGACCUCCUCGAGUAA